AUGAGUUGUAUGAUCUUUGGUACCACCGGCUUGUGUGGUAGAGAAAUCCUCAAAUAUGCCGAAAAGCUGACUUCCUUUGCCAAUAUCACAUCUGUCACCCGUCGCCCCUUCGACUCAAACAGCGUUAAGGUUGACCUGGUAGUCGAGAAAGAUUCAGGUCGCUACAAGAAUAUAAUUGCCGAGCGCCGCCCGAACGUGGUGUUCUCAAGUUUAGCCACUACCAGAGGUGCAGCAGGCUCGGCGCAAGCGUUCGUGGACAUCGAUUUCGGGAUCAAUUUCGAAAUUGCAAAGGCCGCCAAGGAAGCCGGCGCCCACACUUUUGUGUUGGUAUCCUCUACGGGCGCAGACGCCAACUCAAUGUUUUUGUACUUGAAGACCAAGGGUAGAUUGGAGGAUGCUGUACUCGACCUCAAAUUCCCACGCACAAUUAUCUUGCGUCCUGGUCCAUUGUUGGGAGAACGUGACAAAUCAAAGGGUUUCCUCAAUGAUUUGUCGGCAACUGUGUUCAGAUCGUUCCAUGGAAAUUUCAUUGGGCGCAACGUCAUUCAUCCAAUCUAUGGCAGCGAGGUGGGCCGUGUGGCGGUUCACUUGGCCCAGACGCCUUUGGUGUCAACUUCUGAGCCAGUAGUUAAGAUUGUUAGUGCCCUGGACCUCUUGAGUCUUGCCGAUUCUGUUGCUUAUCUUUCUUAG
This is a messenger RNA of Australozyma saopauloensis, 690 nucleotides long. RefSeq lists its product as uncharacterized. The transcript has a single exon. Lineage: Eukaryota; Fungi; Ascomycota; Pichiomycetes; Serinales; Metschnikowiaceae. Gene Ontology annotation, biological process: import into nucleus. Gene Ontology annotation, cellular component: cytoplasm. The coding region runs from base 1 to 690 and encodes 229 amino acids. The record is from RefSeq and is a predicted model, not a curated record.